UUGAAACUUCCUCGAAUUUCUCGCUAUCGCGGAGACGAGGUUCAAGAUCAAGGGUUUGACAACAAGGGGAAGGUAAACGAGAAAGUUUUCCUGGAAGAUGUAAAGUUUGAGCUCCAUCCUGAAGGUAUGAAGUCACGAGUUCUGUAAGAGGAAGCAGGAGGAACCUCCUUCAGAGCUUACGUCCACGUAGAUGGGCGAGCAUGGAGCAAGGUACGUUUGCCCGAUUAAAUAUCGGUCAUACCAUGAAUCGUCCAGUAAACUUUUAAAUCUACCGCCCCUUAAAAUAAUUGCCCUUCCUAUCGGCAAAAAGAUUAAAUAGGGUGUGUACGGUAUUAAGUCGUGGUUUCGCCCAAGGCACUUGAUUCAUCAUUUCAGGUAAAAACAUGAUUUAAUUUAAUUGAAAUGAACACAAAGUUCCCCUCAUAUGGGUACGUCGAAAUAAGACGGCAUUAACUCAUGUAUCCUCAAGUUUCCUUGUCAUUUCGCUUUUUUUCAGACUUUCCAUAAGACCGAGCACCUUCUUCUUAAAGUGACGUAUCAUCCUUACUGGAAAUGCGCCGUCCGUUAUUCGGCGGAAGUCAUAGAUGGUGCACCUGAUUGGCACGAGGAUCUGUUGCAUCACGUGACACCGAGUCUGUUGAGCAUUGUUUUACGGCCGGGUAAUCACCACGUGAUCUACCAGUACAAGAAUCCAUUUAUCAGAAGAUGA
Messenger RNA from Pocillopora meandrina, 709 nucleotides. Lineage: Eukaryota; Metazoa; Cnidaria; Anthozoa; Scleractinia; Pocilloporidae. The record is from the annotation of a GenBank genome assembly.